This is a messenger RNA of Osmerus eperlanus (European smelt), 1032 nucleotides long. Its product is annotated as parathyroid hormone-related protein-like. Gene Ontology annotation, cellular component: extracellular region. Gene Ontology annotation, molecular function: hormone activity. The record is from RefSeq and is a predicted model, not a curated record. The transcript is spliced from 2 exons. Lineage: Eukaryota; Metazoa; Chordata; Actinopteri; Osmeriformes; Osmeridae. The coding region runs from base 1 to 495 and encodes 164 amino acids. Gene Ontology annotation, biological process: bone mineralization.
AUGUUGUGUUCCACAGGCAUGUUUCACCAGUGGAGUCUUGCUGUUUUCUUGCUGUGCUCCACAGUUCCUCUCUACGGGAGGCCAAUUGAUGAACUCGGUAACAGAAUACGGAGGUCCGUCAGCCAUGUCCAGUUAAUGCAUGAUAAGGGCGACUCACUUCAAGCGUUCAAGCGUCGCCUUUGGCUCCAGAAGCUAUUGGACGAGGUGCACACGGCUGGUGAGCGAGCCCCAACCCCACACAACAGACCCAACAUUCACACCUUUAUCGGGAGCGUCCUCCACCAGAAGUCCACCGGAGGCACCAAAAACCUCUCUGUGUUCCAUCUGGACCGGGAGGGGGGAAACCUACCCCAGGAGACCAACAAGUCCAUGGCCUAUAAGGACCAGCCGCUAAAGGUGGCCACCAAAAGAAAGAAGGUAAGAUCAGGCCGGCGGAGGGAGAGUGAGAAGAGAAGAAGAAGAACACGUUCGGCCAGAACACGAGACCUAGGAUAGUCUCACGUGACCUUCGGGUUGUUCUGCAUAAGGACACUGACUAAGGUCCAGCGUGACUGACUCCUCGUUCCUUAAGACAAUAUGGCAUUUGGCCUUUUUGUUAUUUUUGCUAUCAUUGCUUUUUUCAUAUUCGGUGCUUUGAUUCAGUGUAAUUUGAUGUAUAUGAGAUCUACAGGCUAAGAUAUUUUUGUACUCCUAUAACAGCAUGUUAUAACAGUAAGUGACUCUUAUAAUAGUGGGAUUUUGUUUCAGACCUGGGUCAAAAUACAAUUUGGAAUGACGUAAAUUAUCUGUGCUUGACUGCCCUUGUCUGGAACAAUGGGAGGAUUAAAAAUGCAGUCCACUGCACACCCCAGUGACGCCCCAGAAUGAAGCAAAUGCACUAGUAUUUGAAAGGAUUCCAAUAAGAAUGUUCACCUAGGUCUAUUUUGUAUUCAUAUUUAUUUGGGAUUGUCUUAAUCCGAAUGAAAAGAAAAAUGUUAUAAAUGCAAUUUAUUUUGCUGAAAGACUUCUAACUAACCAGAUUUCCAUAAUUGA